AUGGAGUUUCAUGCAAUAAUCCUUUGUGGGCCAGGUAGAAACUUAUCACCAUUCUCCAAAGUUAGAUCUUCAGGUCAAACCAAGGCCCUUUUACCGGUAGAAAAUGACACAAUGGUGGAAAAAGUAUUAGAUUGGUGUGAAAAAGCGUUCUUUUCUAAAGUUACCUUAAUUGUCGAUGAAGAUGAUGAAGAAGCCAUUCAAGAGUUCUUGAAAGGUUAUAAACUGUACAUUGAAAAGAUAAACGCCCAAAAAUCAAACGAAGAAGUUUAUUCGAAUGAUAUUAACAUUGUGUCAUUACCUAAAAUGGAGAAAAGUGGUUCUGUAUUAUAUUAUCUUUAUAAACAAGGUAUUGCACCUUUCAAGAAUUUUGUCAUCUUACCUUGUGAUUUCAUCACCAAUUUACCUCCUCAAGUACUUAUUGAAAAUUAUAGAAAUAAAAAUGAUACUGAUGUUGGGUUAAUUGUAUAUUAUAGAAACAAUUUAGAAAUUGAAGAUAAGAAGAAGAAAAUUUUCCCUACUACUUAUACCAUUUAUAAUGAAGAAAACAAUAAUCUUUUAGAUCUUUAUACUAGUGAAGAUAUUGAAUUCCACAAACUAUUAAAAAUCAGAACUCAAAUGUGUUGGAGAUAUCCAAAUUCUAUCAUCAGUAAGAAAUUAUUAAACAGUUCUAUAUUUUUCGGAUCAACUAAAAUAUUUGACAUUUUCGAAUCAGAAUCUAGAUUUAAUGAAUCUUAUUUCAACAAACAUUCCAUCAAUAAAAUCAUAAGAGAUUUAGCCAGAAGAUCAUGGAAACAUUCUCAAGCAUUAGAGACUAUUGGAUUUUCCAUUAUACCCGAUAUAGCUACUUUCUUCCGUAUUAAUAACAAUUAUACCUUAAUGGAAGCCAACAGGUACAAAAUGCAAGAACAACUCAAGAAACUUAUUGCUCGUGGAGUUACUCAACCUCCUAAAGAUAAAUUGUUAGCUAAUGUUGGUUUAGAUUCAUUAGUUGGCAAAGAUUCCGUUUUAGGAGAAAGAACUAAUGUGAUAAAAUCAGUUCUUGGUUCUCAUUGUAAGAUCGGUAAGCGAGUUAAAUUAACAGGAACUUUAAUAAUGAAUAAUGUAACCAUAGAUGAUGAUGUUCAAUUAGAAAAUUGUAUCAUUGGUAAUAAUGUUAAAAUUCACAGCAAAACCAAAUUAACCAAUUGUUUUGUGGAGUCUACUCAUGAAGUUCCUAAAGGAACCAUAACCAAAGGUGAAACUAUCUACAGUUUAUCAUUAGAAGGAAUAGUAGAAGAUUUUGAAUCUGAUUAUUCCGAUAGUGAAGAAAGUGAAGAGAGUGACGAAGAAUUCGAAUAUGGCGAUAAUUCUGAUGGUUUAUUUGACUAUUAA
This is a messenger RNA of Yamadazyma jaroonii, 1371 nucleotides long. The record is from the annotation of a GenBank genome assembly. Lineage: Eukaryota; Fungi; Ascomycota; Pichiomycetes; Serinales; Debaryomycetaceae.